Pseudocercospora fijiensis CIRAD86 is the source of this 1302-nucleotide messenger RNA. RefSeq lists its product as uncharacterized. The transcript has a single exon. The record is from RefSeq and is a predicted model, not a curated record. NCBI's taxonomy places the organism in Eukaryota, Fungi, Ascomycota, Dothideomycetes, Mycosphaerellales, Mycosphaerellaceae. The coding region runs from base 1 to 1302 and encodes 433 amino acids. Gene Ontology annotation, molecular function: protein binding.
AUGGCGCCGACAACAUCCAUUUCGUACUCGACGACUACCUCGGAAACAUCUCAGCUGACGAGACCCGACUCCAUGGCAAGGACGAAGAACAGGACGCGCACCAACGGAGUAUCGGAAGGAAAGAGCAAAAUGUCCGCCUCCAAGCAGAGCCCGGAACAAUUAUACGCGUCUGCAUUGGACCUGGUUGAACAGUCUCAGCCAGAAGCAGCACUCAAGGUCGCAAAGCAGCUCUGGUCCCAGGUGCAGAAUCGCGGAAUCUCAGAAAAGCUUCCCGCCGUGAAUCUGCUGGGUGAGAUCAGCAUCGAGUUGGGUGCGGUGGAAUCGGCCCGCGAUUACUUCGAGCAAGCUGUACAACUUGACCCCGAAGGCAAGGUGCCGGAGGCACUUGGUGGCGGCGCCGAAAAGUUCCUAUGGCUUGCUCAACUCAACGACGAAGGUGGCAAGCAGAGUGUGGACUGGUUUGAGAAAGGAGCCAAAGCGUUGCAGUAUGAAAUCGCUGCACUAGAGGCAGGCCAGGUCUCUGGAUUGAGCGAAGAAGAAUUGCUUGUGAUGCGCGUUGAGAAGAAGCGCAAGCUCGCCAAUGCACUUUGCGGCAUUGUGGAGGUCUACAUGACUGAUCUGUCCUGGGAAGACGAUGCUGAGGCUCGAUGCGAGAACUUGAUCACAGAAGCAAUGGCCGUCGAAGACGAGGCAAGUCCCGAGGUGCUGCAGACAUUGGCGUCUGUGCGAUUGUCACAGCAGCGGCACGAGGAUGCCCAGUCAGCGCUUAAGCGCUCACUGGAUAUCUGGAUAGACCUUGAACCCGAGGACCCCGCAGUACCCGACUUCGCGACCAAGGUGUCGCUGACGAGGCUGCUCAUGGAGGCUAGGAUGGAGAAGGAGGCAAUGGAAGUCCUCCACCGGCUAGUUCAGGAGGAUGACCAGAGUGUUGAGGCGUGGUACCUAGGAGGCUGGUGCCAGCAUCUGAUUGCUGAGGGUAACAAAGCCAUCGCCGAUUCGAACCAGGAGUCAGCUAUGGAUACUGGCGCUGGUGAUACGUCGUCGGCGAAUCAGUCACAGUUUGAACGCGCAAUGAAGGGCAGUCGUAAGUGGCUCAAGACCGCUCUCAAGCUGUAUGAUCAGCUCGAGUACGAGGACGAGAGGCUGUUCGAACACGCCAAGGAGCUGGUUCAAGGUCUUGACAUGGUAUUGGGCCCAGCAAAUGAACAAGCCGAGGGCGGAGAUGAAGAUGAAUCUGAAUGGGAAGGUAUUGAAGACGGAGAUGACACGGAGGAUGGCGACCAGGAGAUGGCUGACUCGUGA